This is a messenger RNA of Thermochaetoides thermophila DSM 1495, 825 nucleotides long. RefSeq lists its product as uncharacterized. NCBI's taxonomy places the organism in Eukaryota, Fungi, Ascomycota, Sordariomycetes, Sordariales, Chaetomiaceae. The transcript has a single exon. The coding region runs from base 1 to 825 and encodes 274 amino acids. The record is from RefSeq and is a predicted model, not a curated record.
AUGUCCCAUUCUCCGGCUUCCAUUUCGACAAUCCCUGGCACAAACUAUCCUGUCCGCUUCACCGUUCGACAAGCCGGAUCCAAAUGCCUACAGAUCGUUGAUCAUAACAGCUCAGAACCUGUUCGCCACAUCUCGUAUCACAAAGCAGGAUGGAGAAACAAACACCAACGCAUCACUCUGUACUCAGGCCCAAACCCAUCGGAGGAAAGCCACCCAUUAGUUUCCGUGCUCAGAGACCUCAGCCUCGAGGCUAAGCUCCAGUCCAGAUCUUCGCAUCAUAAGAUCCAACUACAUAAUCCUCCCUCAGACGACAGCUCAGGCGAGAAUGGAAACAUAAGAACCAUGAUUAACAUGACGUACAGCCGAUCAGGCUGGAUUUUCUCCGAGCUCACCUACCGCUUUUUCCUUCCAAGUCCUGCCAAUGCCGACAGAUUAGACACUUGCACGUAUGAAUGGCGCCGUCCGACGCAUCAACUCACAGAAAUCCACGCUCUUCGUAAAGCCUCGCUUCAGAUAUUGAAGACGGGUGACUCUCGCCCAACAGAAAGCAGCCUGCUACCGCCACAAGGAUAUAUCCUCGUCCGAACCAACGUCAAUCAUAAAUCCCUAGAGAAUGAGAACCCACGGCUGGGUUGGACGUCAAAAGGCGAGGAGAUCGUCGCGUCGUGGUCAAGACCUAGUUGGGGCGUGAGCAAGACAAAGUUUCACUUCCAGUUUUGGGGCUCGGCUGCCGAAGGGCAGAUGAAUGCUGAAUUCUUCGAUGUGGCUAUUGCUACGGCGGCUGCGAUUUGGUUUGACGAGUACAGGAAUGGGAAGAAAAAUUAA